This is a messenger RNA of Daldinia caldariorum, 2090 nucleotides long. RefSeq lists its product as uncharacterized. The coding region runs from base 279 to 1799 and encodes 506 amino acids. The transcript has a single exon. The record is from RefSeq and is a predicted model, not a curated record. NCBI's taxonomy places the organism in Eukaryota, Fungi, Ascomycota, Sordariomycetes, Xylariales, Hypoxylaceae.
AUAUGUGUCAAGAUAGGAAAGCUGUUCGAAGAGGAUUCUUACGUUCAAGAACCAAGUAGGAUGCCGCUGAACAAAAUGUGCCCUCUCCUAUGAAGACAUUGUUAAUCGCGUGUGCCAAGAGGCUUUUAUAACUCAUCAUUCCCCCUAAAUGUAAUCACCAGAUUUCUUUUGGUGUUUUGAAGUGAACGGCAUAUACCGAAAUCAACUUCUACAUUUGCGUUCUGUAAUAACAGACUCUACUUGGACACUAGAUUGUAUUCAUCUGCUAAGCCGUAGAAAUGUCGGACGAUAUUAAAAGCAGCUUCGGAGUGGAGCUGGAACUCCUGAUAGGCGUCAGAAAGCCAGGUCGAAGGAUGCGUACUCCCCGAAUGUUUCAAUUAUCCAAGGGCUGGCCAAUCGAACCCAAGCCGGGGGGCGGAUCAAGCGCAACAUUCGUUCAAAACCUAGUGCAGCAAGUCAUUGAUACCGCUGUUCAAGGACAUGAGGGGGAUCGCGUUAUAACCAAGGACGACCAAUUAGAUGGUGUAGAUGGAAGUCAUCUGAAACCGUAUACGGCUUGGAGUGUUGGGAGAGAUCUCAGCGUUCAGCCAACUAGCGAGGAAAAGGAUAUGAAUGGGUUUCUAUGGCAGGAUCUUGAAGUCAGAUCGCCGGCACUCUUUGCUACGGAAGGGUCUUUCGCCGAGGUUCAUCAUAUCGUCACAAUUCUUUAUAACAAUUUCUGGAUAUAUGCUCCAGAGACCGCAGGCUUGCAUAUCCACUAUGGAAGAGGCAAGGAGUGGAUACCCGUCCGUCAUCUGCGCCGAAUAGCUGCUUUUCUUUUCGAUGCUGACCCUAUUUUGACGCAGAUGCAUCCUCCUCAUCGUCGAGAGCGAGGCUAUCGAGAUCACUGCCCAAGUAAUCGAUACUAUAGCGUCUUAGCACACGGUAUAUCAGCAGCACAGGUGAGUACAAACCUUAGGUUAAUUCUUGACGAAGGAAAUUAUGAGGAGGUCCCGGCCGAAGAUUCAUCUGGGUCUAAACCCGAGAAAAAGGAGAGUCUUAAAUUUACCACUAUUUUUAAACGAGGCACCCUCCAAAGCUAUUCUUUUGAUAGGAGGUACUUCACGGAAGGUAACGUCGGGCGGGCACAAGGGGAAUAUCUGCCAGGACGUCGGAUGGAUAAGCCAAUAGACAUCGUAACUGGGGCGCGGGAGCUCUUAUCAGCCCCAAAUGCCCUAGUAGUAUCCGCUUUGAUGAAGAACCCAGUACACUCCCGUAGUGCCUAUAAUUUCAUGGCCUACAGCCCGGAAGGGUACGGUGCGGUGCAGCUGUUCGGAGCCACGCGCCCUCCAGCAAUAGAGCGUAAGCGGACCAUUGAAUUCCGGCAAGCGGCAGGUACAGUUGAUGCCGACGAAGCCGUAGCACACACGAGAAUUGCUGUGCGUUUAGCUGAAUUCGCGUGUGAGGUUGAUAUGAAUUCUCUGUGGAGGGUAAUAUUGGAACUUGCAGAAGCUGAGGUAGACCCGAAAUGGUAUAACAUCUUUGACCUGCUUUUUGAUCUGGGUCUAGGUAAGGAAGCGCGGGUUAUUCAGAGACAGAUGGCCAAGCAUCGAGGGAUAAGAAUUAUAAAUGAAGACCUCGGCACGUUUGAAGAAUCACCAGUGACCCCCUCUCGUUGGAGUAGGUUUACGUCUUGGUUGUCUCCUCCGACAUCACCCGUACCAGCACAAGAUCAGCUGAAGAAUCCCAAGACAAAAGCUGCUGAUUCGGUGGAGUCAGUCGAAGGCUUUAGGAGUAGUAUUUUCCCUCUCUAUCGUUAAGGGAGGUACCAUAAACAGCCAAAACUUGCUAAGGUGAAAUCGACAAAGCUCUUAGGGAGACUUGAGAUGUCGAUCAAAUAAAUCUAAGGCAAGUUACUACUCAAAUUCGAAGAAUGUGAAAAAAAAAGAAUUGACAAUAUCUUAGACUAAUAUUAAUUGUGGCUAUGUUGUUAUUGACCAGUCGUUUAGCACAAAGAGAUUGAGAAUUCUUCCAAUGUCUUCCAACAACUUGAUGCGCUAGAAGGUGAGUCAAUAAACGAAUCCCACAAAGGGGAGAAAGGAAAUCCGAUA